GCGUGUCCCCUGUGCUCACUGGCUUUCGUGUUGGUGUGCGCAUUACGUGUGCUUCAGGGGACUGGGGCGCAUGAGUGUCGCAGCUUGGACACUUUGACCCCUGUGUGCACUUUCUCAGGUCUGAGUUGGAUUCUGUCCCUCAGCCCUACGGAGGGACCCUCUGGUAUGUGUGUCCCUGCCCUGCCGGGGUGUGGAUGGUGCCCAGGACCCAGCUAGCCACCAGCUGAAGACACCCUGCUUGGAAGCCCCCAGUCCUGUGGGCUCUGGCCCGCUGCCCUUCCUGCCAUGGCGUUCCGGCGGACCGAGGGCAUGUCUGUGAUCCAGGCGCUGGCCAUGACGGUGGCUGAGAUCCCCGUGUUCCUGUACACCACCUUCGGGCAGUCUGCCUUCUCACAGCUGCGUCUGACGCCAGGCCUGCGGAAAGUCCUCUUUGCCACCACCCUGGGGACUGUGGCCUUGGCCCUUGCUGCUCACCAGCUGAAGAGGCGCCGGCGGAGGAAGAAGCAGGUGGGGCCCGAGGUGGGCGGCGAGCAGUUGGGCACGGUGCCCCUGCCCUUCCUCAUGGCCCGGAAGGUGCCCUCUGUGAAGAAAGGCUGCUCCAGCCGGAGGGUGCAGAGCCCCAGCAGCAAGAGCAACGACACCCUCAGCGGCAUCUCCUCCAUCGAGCCCAGCAAGCGCUCGGGCUCCUCCCACAGCCUGACCUCGGUGAGCGGCUGGCAAGCCCUGCCAGGGGACAGGGACCGCGAGGUGCCGGGGACCUGGAGAGAAACGGCAGAGAGACCGGGGUCUUAUGCUUGUCCCGCUGCUGAUCGUGAGCAGGCGCCACACCGGCCCGGGCUGGCACCUGGUGGGGUCCCGGGCGAGCGGGAGCGAGGUUUGUCCUCUUGCCAUGGGCGGCGGCAGGGUGCAUGCGCGCUGCAGAAGUGGGAGCAGGCGCUGAGCGUGGGCCAGCGUGGAGACAGUGGCAGCACCCCCUCGCCGGGGGACCUCCUGCGGCCCCCGGAGUCGGCCUCCGAGGCACUGUCAGAGCCAGAGUCGCAGCGGCGGGAGUUUGCGGAGAAGCUGGAGCUGCUGCUGCACCGCGCCUACCACCUGCAGGAGGAGUUCGGCUCCACCUUCCCCGCCGACAGUGUGCUGCUGGACCUGGAGAGGACGCUCAUGCUGCCCCUGACCGAGGGCUCGCUGCGUCUGCGGGCCGAUGACGAGGACAGCCUCACCUCUGAGGACUCCUUCUUCUCGGCCACCGAGCUCUUUGAGUCCCUGCAGGUGGGAGACUACUCGGUGCCACGCUGCAGGCCCGCUGCUGCCUAUGAGGAGGCCCUGCAGCUGGCCAAGGAGGGCAAGGUGCCCUGCCGGACCCUCAGGACUGAGCUGCUAGGCUGCUACAGUGACCAGGACUUCCUGGCCAAGCUGCACUGUGUCCGGCAGGCCUUCGAGGGGCUUCUGGAGGACCCCGGGAACCAGCUGUUCUUCGGGGAGGUCGGCCGGCAGAUGGUGACCGGGCUGAUGACCAAGGCCGAGAAGAGCACCAAGGGCUUCCUGGAGAGCUAUGAGGAGAUGCUGAGCUACGCCCUGCGGCCCGAGACCUGGGCCACCACGAGGCUGGAGCUGGAGGGCCGUGGGGUGGUGAGCAUGGGCUUCUUCGACAUCGUGCUCGACUUCAUCCUCAUGGACGCCUUUGAGGACCUGGAGAACCCGCCGUCCUCUGUGCUGGCUGUGCUGCGGAACCGCUGGCUGUCCGACAGCUUCAAGGAGACGGCCCUGGCCACUGCAUGCUGGUCAGUCCUGAAAGCCAAGAGGCGGCUCCUGACGGUACCCGAUGGCUUCAUCUCCCACUUCUACUCCGUAUCGGAGCACGUUAGCCCUGUCCUGGCCUUCGGCUUCCUCGGCCCCAAGCCCCAGCUCGCAGAAGUCUGUGCUUUCUUCAAGCUCCAGAUCGUGCAGUACCUGCGGGAUAUGUUUGACCUGGACAACGUACGCUACACCUCGGUGCCCGCGCUGGCCGACGACAUCCUGCAGUUGUCUCGGCGCCGCAGCGAGAUCCUGCUGGGCUACCUGGGGGUGCCGCUGGCCAGCAGCAUUGGCCUGAAUGGGGCGCUGCCCCGUGGGAAUGGGCCCCUGGCAGAGCUGCAGUAGCGGCAGGCACAGACUGGAGGGGACUCUGGCUGCCCAGGCCCAGUGGGCCCUGGUGACGGAUGGCAGAGAAGCCGCCCCUCCCUCGGGGUGGCACCAAGGGCUGUGACGGCCCAGGGCAGGGGCCCCACGCCUUCGUUGGGCCCCCAAGGCUGAGGGCAGCUUUCCCUAAAGAGGGUGCAGCCCCAAGGCGGUCCUGGGGGCAGUGGGAGAGGAAGGAGGGCACUGGGGACAGUUGGGCCAGAAGAGCCAGGCCCAUGGGAGGAGGCGGGGAGGAGGGGUGGCGAAGGUCACAGAGUGCAAGCAGGAGCUCCCGUUGGAGUCCAUGUGUCCGCUGGCCCCACCCUGGCCACGUCCUGCUGAGCCUGUGGUUCACUGUGGGUGGAGGCUCGGGGCGGCCAGCCCGGGCUAUCCGGGGCCGGGGCAGAGGUGGCUCCGUCCCCCACAUUCCCGCCCUGCCAAAGAUGGUCAUUCCUCCUCCUCCCGCCAGCGCCACCACCAAAGAGGUCGUGGGGGUGCUGGCUCCCCCGCCCCGCCCCUGCUGUGAGCCCAGAAGUCCUGGAUGGCGCCAAGCUCGGAGCUGGGGGCCCAGGGACCACUGGGGGCGCAGAGCACAGCCGGACAGAGGCUGCCGGGCACAGGGGUCCUGCAGUGAGGCCCGUGCCUGUCUGGCCGCAGAGUCCGCCGGCCCUGCAGACCCUGCAGACCCGUCUGCCAGUGCUUCUGCCGGAGCCGCACGUUUUAUUUAUUGCCUUAACACUAGACAGAGGUUCUGCCCCUUCAGGUUUUGGGACCUGUGGGGGAAACGGGCUCCUUUUCUAGGCUGGGGCUGGCCCCUGCUGCUGGCGCUGAGGCUUCUCCCUGGGGCGGCAGGGCCGUGAGGGGCUGCAGCAGGAGAGGGCCCCGAGCCUGGCCCCACCUCGCAGUCCACGGGCUCCGCUCAGCUCCGGGCUCCCCGCCAGCUGCACCUCACAUUCCGAUCAUGUGCACCCCCGGCUGUGGGUGUGGCCCGCUUGGCUCCCUGUCACCGGAAGCGGCACUUCUGUUCAUCACUUGUUUACACGUCUGCGCUGCCGCACUCACGGCUUCCACCUUCUGUACGCACAGCGCUGGCAUCGACCUGAGUCAAAUAAAGACCGAGCCCAGGAACCCAGGCCUGCUGCGUGUGGGGGCCUCGGGCUAGAACUGGGGUGGUAGGGAGCUUCGGGGACGGGAGAAGCCUGGGGAGAGGGGGCUGUGGUCUCGCUGGGGCCACUGGGCAGCCUGGUGGUAUCCACACGUCCCCAGGCAGUGCAGUGCUCAGCGGCAAGCCAUGCGUGGUGGCUCAAGCUUGUGAUCCCAGCAUUUGGGAGGCUGACACAGGAGGAUCUCGAGUUCAUUGCCAG
Molecule: messenger RNA, 3518 nt
Organism: Fukomys damarensis (Damara mole-rat)
Lineage: Eukaryota; Metazoa; Chordata; Mammalia; Rodentia; Bathyergidae
Gene: Miga2
Product: mitoguardin 2
Exons: 14
Coding region: 286-2136 (616 amino acids)
Biological process (GO): mitochondrial fusion
Source: RefSeq, a predicted model, not a curated record